Aphidius gifuensis is the source of this 1245-nucleotide messenger RNA. RefSeq names its product F-box/LRR-repeat protein 4-like. The coding region runs from base 1 to 1245 and encodes 414 amino acids. Gene Ontology annotation, biological process: SCF-dependent proteasomal ubiquitin-dependent protein catabolic process. Gene Ontology annotation, cellular component: SCF ubiquitin ligase complex. NCBI's taxonomy places the organism in Eukaryota, Metazoa, Arthropoda, Insecta, Hymenoptera, Braconidae. The record is from RefSeq and is a predicted model, not a curated record. The transcript has 3 exons.
AUGUCCAAAGAUUUAUCUGUAUUGUAUAAUCAUUUUGCUGAAGCUUAUAAUUUAGAAAAAUCUUAUGAUGUUUCUGCAAUCUAUAAUUGGGAAAAAAUUACUUCAAAUUCCCCAUGUACUAUGUUCAAUACGUGUCCAAAUAUGAGAUACUUCAACGGGUCAACUGGUGAAUCAUGUCAUAUUUUACCUGAAAACUGGGUAAAUCUUGAGAAGUUGGAAGAUUUCACUAUUUAUUGGAUACUCAAUGAUGAGUUGGCACUUAAUAUUGUAAAGUAUUGCAAGAAUCUAAAAAACUUAAAUAUACAACAUGCAACUGAGAAGGAUAUUUUGGCAAAAUUAACAGAGUUAGAAAAUCUUGAACGUUUAUUAUAUCCGUUAUCUGAAAUCAGUAUUGAAUCAGUAAAUGCAAUUGUAACCAAUUGUAAAAAACUCAAACAUCUGAGUACAAAAUGGUGUGAAGAUCGUGGUUAUGAUCAUUAUUUUGAUCAUAAUGAUUUGGAAGAUGGUGUUGGUGACUUUAAUUUUGAUGUCGUCGAAUAUUAUAAUGCUAUGAAUGAUAACACUGAUGAUGAUAGUGAUGAUCGAGUUCUUUCUGCUAGUGUUUUUGAUAAGUUAUCAAAAUUGGAAUACCUUGAAUAUUUAAAUGUGGAAUAUGUGAAAAACUUUCGAGACAGUAGUCUUAUUGCUAUUGCCAAGAAAUGUAAAAAUCUCGAGUAUUUGAACAUAAAUAAUUGCAAAUAUAUCACUGAAAAAGGUUUAAAAUUUGUAACCAAAAUAAAAUCAUUACGAAGAUUAGAUGUUAGCUAUCUCGAAUGUGUUACAGACAGUUUUCUGGGAAAAUUAAAAAGAUUAAAUCUCUUAGACUGUGGCGAUUGUCAAAACGUUACUGAUGUUGGUAUUAUUCAAUUCAUAAAAAAUUGUCCAGAUCUUGAACAUCUUUUUCUCCAAUUCAGUCGUAUGACAAUUAAAACUAUUAUUGCUGCCGACCAGCUUCCAGGUACUGAUCGUUUAUCAAGAUUGAUGAAUGUUGGUAAAUACAUUCCUUCUGAUUUAUCACCAGAAUGUCGUCAAAAAAGACGUCACAAUGAUUAUGGUGAAAAUAAAAAAAAACCAGAGAAGAAAUUUUGUCUUAAUUUCCAAAAAAUACCUGUUGAAUUGAUCAAAAGUGAAACAAUUGAUAAAGACGACCAGGUUGAAAAAGUUAUUGGUUCUAUUCAAACAAAAAAAUCUAAAGAUGACUGUUAA